ACACCGCCUGCAAAUAUUCGCAGAGAAAAAAGAAGUAACUAAAAAUCGUUUUAUUUAUAACGAAAAACUUAUGGUGCUGUAAUUAAGGCCAACUCGGGCUACGGAUUAGGGACAGCUGAGUCCGAUGAGCAGCAUAGCCGAUACUUGCCAGCAGCUGAGGAGGCGCUAGGAGUCCAGGAUCUAGGCGCUUUUCGGCCGGGAAAACGCUGCCUAGUUUUCCCCCAGGAGAAGAGGGGAAACCAGGAAGAAGGAAUUACAUUAAGUCUGAUUUUGCAAAAAAGGCAACUGAAAUGGACGUCGAGUCGCUGUCGGGGUCUGACGAGGACGACAUCUCCACGGUGGACAGCUACAGCUCCGACGAGUCCGCGGACGAGCCGGCCCGUGGAGCCACGCCAGCCUUUGGGGCCAGGACACGGAAUCUGGUGCAGAUGCUGUACGACAGGGAGCGCACUGGCUACUUCUCUGGUUCCUCGCGCGCUUGCCAAAAGCCACAGCUUCCCUACGACAGAGUGCCAAAUAGGUUAAAGCUCUACCUCAAAGACGUCUUGGCCAGCAAUGUGAUGGAGGGGCACAUAUUCAUGGGACUGACGGCCUGCGGACAGUACAUGCUUAGCCACCGGGUGGUGUGCAAUGACAGUUCCUCGCUGAACCAUUACUCCUUUAAUGUGGGCUACAAGUACACACUCUACUUCUGGCUGUUUCAGCCCCACAAGCAUCUGCGCUACUUCUUCUCGCGUCGCCUCUUCGACGACCAUGUGGUGGACAACAUCAAGACUGUUAGUAUGACGCAGUGGAAGAAUGCCCAGCAUCAGAUUUUGGUUAUCCAUGGAGCUGCCACUGAAGAGGGCGAGGAUAGCUAUAUCACAUAUGUCAAAGUUCCUAAACUGGGUUGUUUGGAGUGCAAGAAACUCAAUGACGACGGUUCAUAUUCCUUUUAUAAUGCGCACUGCCUGAACUGCCACCUGACUGUGCAUACCAAGUACUCCUCGAUAGAAUCGGACCCGGUAUUCGAGCCGAAAAUUAAUCUGCUCUGUCCGGAGAGGAUUUUAAUCAUCUCCAAUGGUUUUAUGCACAUGCUGCGCAUCGAUGUGGACACGCCGGCCGUGACCUCGGGAAGCAGCAGCGGCAGCACCUACAUACCCCAGCAGAACAUGGUUCUGCCUAGUCUUCAGGCUCCUCCCCUUCCGAUGCCGUCUCCAUCCUUCCUGCUGCCCAGAACUCUGCUCUCCAGCGAAGAGGACCGUGCUUCGGUGGCCUUUACAGCCUCGGGAUCGGAGGCAGAGUCUGGCAGCGAACAGAGUGUCGUGGCUCGUAUCAUAGCGGACUUCAGUGACAUCGAAACGGAUUUGUCGCAGCGCUCCAACAACAAUAACAACGAGGUAGUGUCAACCGCUGGCAGCAACUGCUGUUCUCCCAGAGCUUACGAGCGGCUCAUAUUCACGCCGCACUCCAGUCCCAGCAGCCUCACGCUGCCAGAGACCACGCUGCCGGUAACCAAGCCAGCCAAUAUCAACGAAGCUAGUCAGUCGCGCAGACGCAACCAGCGGAUAGUGACCAAAUCCUAUCGCAAUGGCAUAACCACCAUAGACUUGCAGAGCACGCCCAGUUCGAGUUCCAUGACUGACAAAUCCAAUGCCUACGAAUUCUCAGAGGAUAACGAGAAGUACGAGAAGAUCUCCACGUUCCGCAAGCGACGGCUGGCUGAGAAGAAAUACGAGUUUUCGGAGGAUAACUCAGAGAACAUUAUACCCUUUACCAAAGUUCGGUUGGCGGGUCGGGCCUUUAAUUCCUCCGCUGCCAGCUCAGCGGCUCGCAGCUUUUCGCAUCGCUUCUCGCCUACCGCUCACUUUUUUCAUAAUUCCCCGUGCGCCUCGCCCUCCUCUUCGCCACAUCCCUCCUCCCAGCCGGCCCAGACGCCGCCGCAUCUGGGUUUCCGCUCGCCGCCGUCCAGCUCCAUGCUGAUGCGCUCCCCCAGCCGGAAUGCAAACGCGGCAUCUCAAAUCUUCAAUCAGAAGUCGCCGCCUCUGUCGCAGGCCACUCAGCAAAUGCUCAGCUACAAGCCGGUGGGACCGCUAGGAGCUCUCUCACCACUCCAAGUGACCAUGGCCAAGCGGUUUGAGAUCGGCGGCUCCAUGUCACCCAAUGCCGGCCUCUCGUUUUUGUCACCGCGGCGCGAGGAACCGCGCAUUGUGGAGAUGCCGAUGCUGGGCGGCGUGAUGCCGGAAAAGCCGGUGUGCACCAAGAAGCUGAGUCGUCGCUAUGUAGAGGAGGAUGACGCCACCUCGGUGAUCACCAGUGAAGAGGACGAUUGCAUAUCGCCGGGCUACCACACCUCGCUGCCCAUGGAGGUGCACGGCUCUUGCUACUCGGAGAUGCAGAUGAUAUCGCAGGCUUCCUACCAGCGCCUGCGUGCCAGCAGCAGCAGCGUGGUUAUUACCCAGCACUCGUUCGACCUGGAGACCUUCACAUACUACGUAAUUAGCAUGCUGUGCCAGAAGCACCAGAAGAUGUACAACGUCUUCUACGACUGGGCGUAUGAGGUGGUCAGCGUCUGCCCGCUCAGCCAGACAAUCGGCUGCCUGCUGGUGGCUCAGUUCUCGGCGCGGGAUCAUCCGCUGGCCAAUUGCCUGCACUGCACCGGACGAAUGGAUUGUGUGUUCCACAACAGGCAAUACGAGUGUCGCAUCCUGUUCACCUGGAACACGGAGAGCGGCCAGUGGCAGGUGCUAGACUACGGCGAGCUCAUGGAGACCCAUGAGCAGUUUAGUCCACUGAAGCGGUUGGGCAAGGCCCGCCUCACAUUCGCCCAGCUGGCCAGGAAGAUGGGUCAAGAGAUGGCCGAGAGCCUGAGACUAAAUCUACCCAACUACGCCUCCAAUUUGCGGGUGCUCAACUCGGAUAUAAGAAAGUCCAAGGCGUACAUAAGCGACCUCGAUAACAUGGUGGAGUUUCACUUGAAGCGCACACCACAGGGGACGAUUUAAGAACUUGCUUAAGUGGCUGGACACUGGUCAGGACACAACAAAUGGUAGUUUCCUUUUAACAGUAAAAGCUGGACUCUAAUAUUUAAAAACUAAUAUAAAAAGAGGCUUUGAGGAUUAGGAGUUUUUGCACUUAAACGAUAAACGUAUUUUUAUUGGUUGGUUUUUAUAUUUGUUAAUUUAUUUUCCUCUAGUUUUCUAAAUUCUUUUCAACAUGUAUAAUAUAUUAUAAAAUUUAUUUUUUUUUUUUUUUUUGUUUUCAUAAUUUAUUUAAUAGAAACUCAAUUUUCAAAACCCUAAUCAGCCACACAAUAACUAUUAGAAUCACCAGCUCUUACCUUAAGGGAAACCCAUUUUUGUGGCAGUGUUUUUUUUUUAGUUGUAAGACACUCGCUAAGGUUGCGCUCUUAUCUAGUUCAGUUCUAAACACAACAACAACAAAACGUGUGCUGUAUUUAGUUUUUAGUUAAAAAACAAUCUUACCUUAAUAAGUGCAACGAAACGCUUUUUCAAAACGGUUGAAACGCGUCUUUAUUUCGACUGAAGUCAUUUAAGAGAACCUACAAUCUAGCUGUAAGAUCCUGCUCAUACUUACAUAUACUUUUUGAUAUUGGGGACUUCGAUUCGACUAUUGACUCUACUAUUAGUUAGCAACACAUUUCGAUAUACGGUACUGGUUAUUGCAGUAUCUUAUUAGUUAGUUUCGUGAAAAAUAUACAAGUUUAAUAAUCAAACGUAAGACAUACUACAUAUACCUACAUAUUAAAAGAAAAUAUUAUUCUGCCAGUUACAAGUCCUAAAAUGAAAUGCUGGCUCAAAUAAAAGAGAACCUAACUAUGA
Drosophila kikkawai is the source of this 3821-nucleotide messenger RNA. RefSeq lists its product as uncharacterized. Gene Ontology annotation, cellular component: Cul4-RING E3 ubiquitin ligase complex. Gene Ontology annotation, biological process: protein ubiquitination. The record is from RefSeq and is a predicted model, not a curated record. NCBI's taxonomy places the organism in Eukaryota, Metazoa, Arthropoda, Insecta, Diptera, Drosophilidae.